UGACUCAACUCAAGAGUGGUGUUGUAGUGAGAGAAAAGAAGAUAGAGAAAGAAAAAAUGGGAGGCAAAGGUGUGAUGUUGGUGGCGAUACUCUGCCUUUGGGCACUCUCUGCAACAACUGAAGCAGUGACAGAGGAGGAGUCAGGUUUGAUGAUGAACUUCUACAAGGACACGUGUCCUCAGGCCGAAGACAUCAUCCGUGAACAAGUCAAACUUCUCUACAAACGCCACAAGAACACUGCUUUCUCUUGGCUCCGUAACAUCUUCCACGACUGCGCUGUCGAGUCAUGUGAUGCGUCGCUUUUGCUGGAUUCGACAAGAAGAGAGCUAGGAGAGAAAGAACACGACAGGAGCUUCGGUCUCAGAAACUUUAGGUACAUCGAGGAGAUCAAGGAAGCUCUCGAGAGGGAGUGCCCUGGUGUUGUCUCAUGUUCCGACAUUCUCGUCUUGUCUGCAAGAGAAGGCAUCGAAGCAGUGGGAGGACCGCAUAUUCCUUUGAAGACAGGAAGGAGAGAUGGUCUGAAGAGCAGGACAGAUAUGCUUGAGUCAUAUCUUCCUGACCACAACGAGAGUAUCUCCGUCGUUCUUGACAAAUUCAAAUCCAUCGGAAUCGACACUCCCGGCCUCGUAGCUCUCUUAGGGUCACACAGCGUGGGAAGAACUCACUGUGUUAAGCUGGUCCAUCGUUUGUACCCUGAGGUGGACCCGUCCUUGAACCCGGACCACGUCCCUCACAUGCUACACAAGUGUCCUGACUCGAUCCCUGACCCAAAGGCUGUUCAGUACGUGCGUAACGACCGUGGCACUCCCAUGGUGCUAGACAACAAUUACUACCGUAACAUCCUAGACAACAAGGGUUUGCUCCUUGUGGACCAUCAGCUCGCACACGACAAAAGGACCAGACCAAUUGUUAAGAAGAUGGCUAAGGACCAGGCCUACUUCUUCAAGGAGUUCACUAGAGCGAUUCAGAUCUUAUCCGAGAACAACCCUUUGACCGGUUCUAAGGGUGAGAUUAGGAAGCAAUGUAAUCUCGCAAACAAGAACCACUAAAGUUGGAAAAAGUGAGAAAAGACAGAGGCUCUGGUGUGUUGGGGUUCUCUGCUUGGUACGUAUCGAAACCAAGAUGAAUAAAGGAAUCUUUUAAAGUUAAAAUCAAAGAAAGGGUGAUGAUGAAUGCAUCAUUGUGGUGACCACUCCCUUCUUUUGUGUGUUCUUGUUGUAGCCUUAAUGCUUUAAUUAUGAUGUUAGUGGUCUUUGAGUUAUUUAAAUCUAAAAUGUUGGCUCUUUGUUGAUUUUGGGUUUGUGGUGGGGAUGAUAUAAAGAUAAUGGAAAGGAUGUAUGAUAUGAUGGAUGGUGUUGGGUAUCAUGUAUGACUAUGUAAUGAUAAGUAAACAGUCCGAAUCUUUUGAUAUA
Molecule: messenger RNA, 1412 nt
Organism: Capsella rubella
Lineage: Eukaryota; Viridiplantae; Streptophyta; Magnoliopsida; Brassicales; Brassicaceae
Product: peroxidase 42
Exons: 4
Coding region: 57-1049 (330 amino acids)
Biological process (GO): hydrogen peroxide catabolic process; response to oxidative stress
Molecular function (GO): peroxidase activity; heme binding
Source: RefSeq, a predicted model, not a curated record